Molecule: messenger RNA, 1135 nt
Organism: Cheilinus undulatus (humphead wrasse)
Lineage: Eukaryota; Metazoa; Chordata; Actinopteri; Labriformes; Labridae
Product: putative protein TPRXL
Exons: 4
Coding region: 154-702 (182 amino acids)
Biological process (GO): immune response
Cellular component (GO): extracellular region
Molecular function (GO): chemokine activity
Source: RefSeq, a predicted model, not a curated record
GAAGACGACUGUCUGGAGAGGGUACUUCUGCUUUUUAGGCCUUUAAGUACUGUGCUUCCAGAAAUCCGUCAGUGGAGCAAGCUCUCUUUGAGGUGAACAGAAACUACUUCAACUAAAUUCAACUUCACCUGUAGCUCAAAGUUUUAUCUGAAAAUGGCAGUCAGUGGAGAAAUGAUGAAGAGCGCCCUUGUUGCCCUGGUCCUGGUGGCGUUGGUUCAGUCUGCAUCAGCAGUUGAGAAGUUUGCAUCCUGCUGUAAGACCGUCAGCAAGCAGGAGAUAUUUGAACCAAUCACAGGAUACAUGGUCCAGAGACCAAACCCUCCGUGUGUCCUUGCAGUCAUCUUUCAGACAAACAGCGGUUUGUACUGCAGUCAGCUGACUGAACCCUGGGUUCAGCGCAAGAUCGUUGCAUUCGAGAAAGCUAAAGCUCAGGCGACCCCUUCAUAUGUAGCCCCCUCAUCUACAGCCUCCCUCCUCUCCAUGAUCACCUCCACCACCUCCACUUCUCCCUCCUCCUCUUCCCUUUCUUCUUCUCCUUCCUCUUCUUCUCUUUCUUCCUCCACCUCUUCCCUUUCUUCCUCUCCUUCCUCCUCUUCUUCUCCUUCCUCCUCAUCUUCUUUUCCUUCCUCCUCCUCUCCCUCCUUCACCCCAACAUCUGAGAUGCCGGCUGAUGAAACAUCUUCAGGGGACACGGAUGAGUGACUCUGCAUCUUUUGCACCUCCAGCCGAUGAAAAUGAAGACAGAAAUCUUGGAUACGUUUAUGAUUAUGACCUCAAAACCAAUACAAGCUAAAAUUAUACUCAAAUAUUGCAAUAGCACUUGAAGAAUGUCAUUCUGUUAGAUUAUUUUGUGUUGACUAUGUACUUUCUUUAAAGAAAUUUGAGUUGGAUUUAUUUAUUAGAUUAAUUUACUUGAAAAGUCCUUACAUUUAGUAUUUAUGUAUUUAUUGCCCGGUAUUUUUCUAUUAUUUUUAGAAGUUACUGUACAAAAUUUUGGCAAAUGUUAAAGAAAUAGCUCUGAGCUAUGGAAUUGUCAAACAAAAGAUAUUGUGUUUUAUUUAUUUAAAAUCCUGUGCUCAUUUGUGUUCUUAAGGAGACAUUGGAAUAAAAAAACAAAUAAAUGUAAUACAUCCAG